This is a messenger RNA of Anguilla anguilla (European eel), 6490 nucleotides long. It is a transcript of the gene plxna1a, whose product is annotated as plexin A1a. The transcript is spliced from 31 exons. Gene Ontology annotation, molecular function: semaphorin receptor activity; protein binding. Gene Ontology annotation, biological process: regulation of cell shape; positive regulation of axonogenesis; semaphorin-plexin signaling pathway involved in axon guidance. The record is from RefSeq and is a predicted model, not a curated record. Lineage: Eukaryota; Metazoa; Chordata; Actinopteri; Anguilliformes; Anguillidae. The annotation marks the transcript as partial. Gene Ontology annotation, cellular component: semaphorin receptor complex.
CUACCUCGACCGGCGUGCCCGUCGCUCCCGGGGACGCUGCUGGCCGCGCUGGCGCUGUCCCUGUCCCUGUCCCUGUCGCUCGCCGUGACCGCGACCGCCUCGACCGCACCGCUCCGGACCUUCUCCCCGACCGAGGGCGGCCUCACCCACCUGGUGGUCCACGAGAAGACGGGCGACGUCUACGUGGGCGCGGUCAACUGGAUCUUCAAGCUGUCCAGCAACCUGACCCAGCUGCGGGGCCACGUGACGGGCCCCGUGCAGGACAACGAGAAGUGCUACCCGCCCCCCGGGGUGCAGUCGUGCCCCCACGACCUGGCCCUGACCGACAACGUCAACAAGCUGCUGCUGGUGGACUAUGGGCAGAACCGGCUGCUGGCCUGCGGCAGCACCUCGCAGGGCAUCUGCCAGUUCCUGCGGCUGGACGACCUCUUCAAGCUGGGCGAGCCCCACCACCGCAAGGAGCACUACCUCUCCAGCGUCCGCGAGUCGGGCACCAUGUCCGGCGUCCUGAUCCAGGGCGCCGACGGCCGCGGCAGCAAGCUCUUCGUGGGCACGCCCAUCGACGGCAAGUCCGAGUACUUCCCCACCCUGUCCAGCCGCAAGCUGAUGGCCAACGAGGAGAACGCCGACAUGUUCAGCUUCGUCUACCAGGACGAGUUCGUCUCCUCGCAGCUCAAGAUCCCCUCGGACACGCUCUCCAAGUUCCCGGCCUUCGACAUCUACUACGUCUACAGCUUCAGCAGCGAGCAGUUCGUCUACUACCUGACCCUGCAGCUGGACACGCAGCUGACCUCGCCCGACGCCAGCAGCGAGCAGUUCUUCACCUCCAAGAUCGUGCGCCUCUGCGUGGACGACCCCAAGUUCUACUCCUACGUGGAGUUCCCCAUCGGCUGCACCAAGGACGGCGUGGAGUACCGCCUGGUCCAGGACGCCUUCCUCAGCCGGCCCGGCCGGCAGCUGGCGGCUUCGCUCGGGAUCUCGGAGGAGGAGGACGUGCUCUUCACCGUCUUCUCGCAGGGCCAGAAGAACCGGGCCAAGCCGCCCAAGGAGUCGGCCCUCUGCCUGUUCACCCUGCGGCGAAUCAAGGAGAAGAUCAAGGAGCGCAUCCAGUCCUGCUACAGGGGCGAGGGCAAGCUCUCCCUGCCCUGGCUGCUCAACAAGGAGCUGGCCUGCAUCAACUCGCCCCUGCAGAUCGACGACAUCUUCUGCGGCCAGGACUUCAACCAGCCGCUGGGCGGCACCACCACCAUCGAGGGCACGCCCCUGUUCGUGGACAAGGACGACGGGAUGACCUCGGUGGCCGCCUACGAUUACCGCGGCAACACGGUGGCCUUCGCCGGCACCCGCAGCGGGCGGAUAAAGAAGAUCCUGGUGAACUCGGUCAGCCCCGCCCAGCCGCCUCUGCUGUACGAGAACAUGGUGGUGAGCGAGGGCUCCAGCAUCCUGAGAGACAUGCUCUUCAGCCCCGACUACCAUCACAUCUACACCCUCACCGACAAACAGGUGACCCGUGUGCCAGUGGAGAGCUGUGAGCAGUACACCAGCUGUGCAGAGUGCCUGGACUCCAGAGACCCCCACUGCGGCUGGUGUGUCCUCCACAACAUCUGUUCCCGGAAGGACCACUGCGACCGGGCGGAGGAGCCACAGCGAUUCGCCUCGGACCCCCGACAGUGUGUGGAGCUCAGCAUCCAGCCCAGCAACAUCUCCGUCACCAUGUCUGAAGUGCAGCUGGUGCUGCAGGCGCGUAACGUCCCCGACCUGUCAGCGGGGGUCAACUGCUCCUUCGAGGAGCGCGCGGAGAGCGAGGGGCGCGUCGAGGGCGACCAGAUCUUCUGCCUGUCCCCCUCCGCCCGCGAAGUGGCCCCCAUCACCCGCGGACAGGGUGGCCAGCGGGUGGUCAAGCUGUACCUCAAGUCCAAGGAGACGGGGAAGAAGUUUGCCAGCGUGGACUUCAUCUUCUUCAACUGCAGCGUCCACCAGUCCUGUCUCUCCUGUGUGAACGGCUCGUUCCCCUGCCACUGGUGCAAGUACCGCCACAUGUGCACGCACAACGCCAACGACUGCUCCUUCCUGGAGGGCCGGGUCAACACGUCAGAGGAGUGUCCCCAGAUCCUGCCCUCCACGCAGAUCUACAUCCCGGUGGGCGUGAUGAAGCCCAUCACCCUGCUGGCCCGGAACCUUCCGCAGCCGCAGUCGGGCCAGCGCAACUACGAGUGCAUCUUCCGCUUCCAGGGCCGGGUGCAGAGCGUCACCGCCCUGCGCUUCAACAGCUCCAGCAUCCAGUGCCAGCGCACCUCCUAUGACUAUGACGGGAAUGACAUCAGUGACCUGCCGGUGGACCUGUCCGUGGUGUGGAAUGGAAACUUUGUCAUCGACAACCCCUACAAUAUCCAAGCUCACCUGUAUAAGUGCUACGCCCUGCGGGACAGCUGUGGCAUGUGCCUGAAGGCCGACCCGCAGUUCGAGUGCGGCUGGUGCGUCCAGGAGAGGAAGUGCUCGCUCCGGCAGGAGUGCGCCCCCCUGGAGAGCUCCUGGAUGCACGCCGCGGCGGGGAACAGCCGCUGCACGCACCCCAAAAUCGCCAAGCUGUCCCCGGAGACGGGGCCCAGGCAGGGGGGCACGCUGCUCACCAUCACUGGGGAGAACCUGGGCCUGCAUUUCCCGGACAUCCAGAACGGGGUGCGCCUGGGCAAAGUGCCGUGCCAGCCCCUCGAGGAGGAAUACAUCAGCGCAGAGCGCAUCGUGUGCCAGCUGGCCGACGCCACCGGUUACCGUAUCCAGGACGCGGCGGUGGAGGUGUGCGUGGGGAGCUGUGCGGCAGAGUACCGGGCCCUCUCCCCCAAGGCCUUCACCUUCGUGACCCCGUUUUUCACCCGGGUGCAGCCCAUGCAGGGCCCUCUUUCCGGGGGAACCCGCAUCACCAUCGAGGGGAAAGACCUCAACUCAGGAAGCGGCGUGUCCAUCAAAAUCGGCCUGCGCCCCUGCCAGUUUGAGAGGAGGAGCAGCAAGGAGAUCGUCUGCGCCACGCCGGCGGGGUCCGGCCCGGGAAGCUCGCCCGUCAUGGUGGACAUCAACUGGGCGGAGCUCCGCAACCCCGAGGUCAAGUUCAACUACACCGAGGACCCCACCAUCCUCAAGAUCGAGCCCGACUGGAGCAUCGCCAGCGGCGGGACCCCGCUGACAGUUACCGGCACCAAUCUGGCAACCAUCAGGGAGCCGAAGAUCCGGGCCAAGUACGGGGCGGCGGAGUCGUUCCACAACUGCACCGUCUACAACAACUCCGUGAUGGUGUGUCUGGCGCCCUCUGUGGCCAAGUCGGAGAAGGGCUUCUCGGAGGCGGGCAGCAGGCUGGACGAGAUCGGCUUCCUCAUGGACAGCGUGCAGUCGGUGGUGGUGGUGAACGAGAGCUUCAGCUACUACCCGGACCCCGUCUUCGAGCCCCUGAGCCCCACCGAACUCAAGCCCAGCUCCCCCCUCAUCCUCAAGGGCCGGAACCUGAUCCCAUCGGCUCCGGGGAAUUCCCGGCUGAACUACACGGUGCUGAUCGGGGAGACCCCGUGCGUGCUGACGCUGUCCGAGACACAGCUGCUCUGCGAGUGGCCCAACCUGACCGGGCAGCACAAAGUGACGGUGCGAGUCGGCGGGUUCGAGUACUCCCCGGGCACCCUGCAGAUCUACUCGGACAGCCUGCUGACCCUUCCCGCCAUCGUGGGGAUCGGCGGCGGCGGCGGCCUGCUGCUGCUGGUCAUCAUCGCCGUGCUGAUCGCCUACAAGCGCAAGUCGCGCGACGCGGACCGCACCCUCAAACGCCUGCAGCUGCAGAUGGACAACCUGGAGUCCCGGGUCGCGCUGGAGUGCAAGGAAGCGUUUGCCGAGCUGCAGACGGACAUCCACGAGCUGACCCAGGAGCUGGACGGGGCGGGAAUCCCCUUCCUGGACUACAGGACCUACGCCAUGAGGGUGCUCUUCCCUGGCAUCGAGGACCACCCCGUUCUCAAGGAGAUGGAGGUGCCGGCCAACGUGGAGAAGGCGCUGACGCUGUUCGGCCAGCUGCUGAACAAGAAGCACUUCCUGCUGACGUUCAUACGCACGCUGGAGGCGCAGCGCUCCUUCUCCAUGCGCGACCGCGGCAACGUGGCCUCGCUCAUCAUGACCGCGCUGCAGGGGGAGAUGGAGUACGCCACCGGCGUGCUCAAGCAGCUGCUCUCCGACCUCAUCGACAAGAACCUGGAGAGCAAGAACCACCCCAAGCUGCUGCUGCGCAGAACGGAGUCUGUCGCCGAAAAGAUGCUGACUAACUGGUUCACCUUCCUCCUGUACAAGUUCCUGAAGGAGUGUGCAGGGGAGCCCCUGUUCAUGCUGUACUGUGCCAUGAAGCAGCAGAUGGAGAAGGGCCCCAUCGACGCCAUCACCGGCGAGGCCCGCUACUCCCUGAGCGAGGACAAGCUCAUCCGCCAGCAGAUCGACUACAAGACCCUGACCCUGCACUGCGUGAACCCGGAGAACGAGAGCGCGCCGGAGGUGACGGUGAAGGGGCUGAACUGCGACACCAUCACGCAGGUGAAGGAGAAGCUGCUGGACGCCGUGUACAAGGGCAGCCCCUACUCCCAGAGGCCCAAAGCCGGAGACAUGGACCUGGAGUGGCGUCAGGGCAGGAUGGCCAGAAUCAUCCUCCAGGACGAGGACGUCACCACCAAGAUCGACAACGACUGGAAGCGACUCAACACGCUGGCCCACUAUCAGGUGACGGACGGCUCCGUCAUCGCCCUGGUACCGAAGCAGAACUCCGCCUACAACAUCUCCAACUCCUCCACCUUCACCAAGUCCCUCAGCCGAUACGAGAGCAUGCUACGCACGGCCAGCAGCCCGGACAGCCUGCGCUCUCGCACGCCCAUGAUCACACCCGACCUGGAGAGCGGGACCAAGCUGUGGCACCUGGUGAAGAACCACGAGCACGGCGACCAGAAGGAGGGCGACCGCGGCAGCAAGAUGGUGUCCGAGAUCUACCUGACCCGCCUGCUGGCCACCAAGGGCACGCUGCAGAAGUUUGUGGACGACCUGUUCGAGACCAUCUUCAGCACGGCCCACCGCGGCAGCGCCCUGCCCCUCGCCAUCAAGUACAUGUUCGACUUCCUGGACGAGCAGGCCGACAAGCACCAGAUCACCGACCCCGACGUCAGGCACACCUGGAAGAGCAACUGCCUUCCCUUGCGGUUCUGGGUGAACGUGAUCAAGAACCCGCAGUUCGUCUUCGACAUCCACAAGAACAGCAUCACGGACGCCUGCCUGUCGGUGGUGGCCCAGACCUUCAUGGACUCCUGCUCCACCUCCGAGCACAAGCUGGGCAAAGACUCUCCCUCCAACAAGCUCCUCUACGCCAAGGACAUCCCCAACUACAAGAACUGGGUGGAGAGGUACUACUCGGACAUCUCGCGCAUGCCGGCCAUCAGCGACCAGGACAUGAGCGCGUACCUGGCGGAGCAGUCGCGGCUGCACCUGAGCCAGUUCAACAGCAUGAGCGCGCUGCACGAGAUCUACUCCUACAUCACCAAGUACAAGGACGAGAUCCUGUCUGCGCUGCAGAAGGAGGAGCAGACGCGCCGCCAGAGACUGCGCAGCAAGCUGGAGCAGGUGAUCGACACCAUGGCGCUGACGAGCUGAGGGGCGGGGCUGGACGCUCUUCUGGACUCCACGCGGACGGGCCACUGCAAUGCAAAGCAUGCUGGGAUGCUGUGGGACCUGCCCCAGAGUGCCUCAGUUUUUUUUUACCACACAUACACUCACACACACACGGAUGCACACACACACACACAGGCAGACACACACUCACACACACACACACACACGUGCGCACACACACACACCUGAAGAGAGCGUUUUCCCCUUAUCGCUGUUGCCAUUGUCGUUCUUCUGCGCUGAUCUGUCGCGUUGCGCACACCGAACGGAACUCCAUGAACGGAGCCAGGAACGGCGAAACAGGCCUCUGGCAGGACGCCCUCAGAGUCUCUGAGAACUACGUUGCCCUGGAGACAUGGCCCCCUGUCACCUGACUGCCCCCGGUCACCUGACCACACCCGAGCAGGAACAUUGGUACUUUACCUCCUCUUCUUCUCCACACACCUUCCUGACACCCCACCACUGCUGAAUUUGCACAAUUUACCAGAACUGAAACAAAAAACAGAGAUGAAUAUAUAGAUGUAUAAAUACAACUGCAUUUUUUUAAAAAUUGAAUGAAAAUUAUUAUGGUAAUUCUGUUUUUUUUUUGAUUUAGCAGACAGAAAGAAAAUUGACACAAUGGGGGGAAAAAAAUCUAUUUCCGUCAAAAAAAAAAAGAUUUUAAGAAAGGCAAAUAAGUCUGAAGCUGUCCUGUGCCAUGUUUUUAUUUGAAUGUUGUUUUAGUGCAGUCACAUUUUUUUAGAUGAGAUGUGCUAUGAUUUAAAUGUUGGGAAACGUUGCCUAGCGACUGAAAAGAUGAAUCCAGUCGGGGGGG